GCAAAAGUCCCAACGAAAAUUCAAGCGAAAGUCCAAACGAAAGUUUUAAGCGAAAAUGCAAAUAAUAGAAACAUAAGUAUUAGAAAAAAAAAAAAAAAGGAAAGAAAAAGGGAGAAUGAAAGAAAGAUAGAUAAAAAAGGUAAGAUGAAAAAAGAAAAAAUGAAAAAAAGAGCAAAAGAAAAAAAAUGGAAACCUGAAAGAAAG
Messenger RNA from Racocetra fulgida, 204 nucleotides. The record is from the annotation of a GenBank genome assembly. Lineage: Eukaryota; Fungi; Glomeromycota; Glomeromycetes; Diversisporales; Gigasporaceae.